Caenorhabditis remanei is the source of this 933-nucleotide messenger RNA. RefSeq lists its product as uncharacterized. The transcript has 5 exons. Gene Ontology annotation, molecular function: ATP binding; protein serine/threonine kinase activity. Gene Ontology annotation, cellular component: nucleus. Lineage: Eukaryota; Metazoa; Nematoda; Chromadorea; Rhabditida; Rhabditidae. Bases 1 to 933 code for a protein of 310 amino acids. The record is from RefSeq and is a predicted model, not a curated record. Gene Ontology annotation, biological process: intracellular signal transduction; protein phosphorylation.
AUGCCAGCUGAUCCACAAGCCGCAAUUGUAAAUGCCAAAGCAGCAAAGGAACUCGGAUAUACACAUUUGAAAUAUUUGCAAGACGGUGGAUUCAGUCAUGUUUCCCUCGUAAAAAAGAAUGGUGAUAACACAGAAGUCGUCAUGAAACGUCUGACCGCCAAAGGACAAGACGUUUGUGAAGCCGAAUGCCUCAUUCAUGGGACAAUGAGUCAAUCGGGCAACCGAAACAUUAUAAAAUAUAUCACAGAUGAUGAUUAUAAAGGAGAUAAGAUCAUUUUUGUGGAGUACGCGAAUGAGAGUGAUCUAAAAGAUCACAUCCCGUUCGGGUUAAGUCCGAAAACCGUGAAUAUGUUUUUCAAGGACUUACUCUCGGGUCUAAAACAUAUUCACACUCUCGGCCAUUGCCACCGAGAUAUUAAGAGCGAAAACUUAUUUAUAUCAAACGGCGUGCUGAAAAUCGGAGAUUUCGGUCUUGCCGUCAGAUUCCGAUUCGAUGGCACAGCAUCAAAGGUUCGGAGCGGAUAUGGAACCAAGAUUACGUUCGCGCCCGAGAAUUUUGAGAAGGAUCGUGUCGAUGGCCCAGCUUUGGAUGUUUGGUCAGCAGGAAUCGUCCUUGUCAACAUGCUGACCAACAAGCUCCCAUGGAAAAGAGCACAACCAAUAGAUUCUGAUUUCUCUAAAUAUCUCGCGGACCCUAAAUGGAAUGCACCAGAAUUCAAAAAGAUCGAAGAGUCUUCUUGCGACGGUCCGAGAAUCAUGAAAUUAAUCCGAAAAAUUCUUCAAGUUGAUGUCUCCAAAAGAAUCUCGGUGGAAGAGAUUCUUCAAGAUGAAUGGGUCACCAACUUUAGAAGAACUUACGAACAGAAAAUACUGGAGGAAGCAGCGGAACUUCCAUCAAAGCGCAUUCGUAACGUAAGAAAUUCUCACCAAUAA